AUGGAGCUGCACACUGGUGAGAGCUGGCGUGCAAGACUAGGCCUUGCUCCAGGGCCUGUCACUGUGGGGUCGGACUUGGGAGGACGCAGGGUGCCUGGGGGCCCGAGGGGACCCGAGUUGGGCCUGCAGCACUUUGUGGUGUCCAUGGUGCUGUUGCACAUGGCAUCACCUGGGGAGUCAGGACCCAUGUCUGAGGAGCCUGGAUUUGACAGUCUGAGGGCUCCAGCCUCCACGUCGCACCUCUGUGGGAGGCUGUCCCAAGGAAGUGCUUCUCCUUUUACUCCGCUCCUCACAGUGGUGACUCCCUCCUCCUUCCAAGCUGCUUUCCUGCUCCCAAGCCCUGCGCUGUCCUGUUCUCUUCAUGCUCCCUGGAGCCACCUUCUGUCUCCUUUGCUAGGAGUCCUUCAUCCCUUUGGUGCAUCUGUGCCCAAAACAAAUGUGGGGACGUUCCUCAGCAGAGGACUGGUCAUGCCCAACCCUGGAGGAAGGCUCUGGGUUCUGGGUCCAGAGGCGCCAGUCUGCAGCUCGGGUACAUUGUCCCGGGACGUGCCUGCAGCAUCGGGCCUUGGCCCUGUGCCUGUGCUGCUGCAGCUGCUCCUGCCUGUGCCCCUGGGGGGGGCGGGGCAGAAAACUCUGACUAUCCAGGCAAAGGUCAAUUGUGAUGAUCAUGAGGAUGUUAAAGUACACCAUCAAGAAACAGGAAGUAAAAAUGAGAAAGAGAAAAUUUGGAAAAAGGGCAAGCAUCCUUUGACUGUUGAUCAAGGUUUAAGCAGUAGCGGAUGUGGAGAGCUCAUAAUCUCUGGCAGCACUCUUAAUGAUGAGACAGACAGCACUUUGAAUUUAGAAGACAUCCAGACUACAGCUAAAGAAUGUGAUGGAUUUGCUACUUUAGAUGACAAGGCUGAUGUUGAUGAAGAAAGUAUAGAAGAUACUGAUGAACUAGAAGACUCUCUAAACCACUCUGCCCCUUCAGUACAGGGCCAGACAUCAAAAAUCAUUCAGGAGGAGGAGGCGGAGGGGGAGGGGGAGGGGGAACCCAGGCUCACCAUUAGCCAAAGGGAAGAUGAAGAUGGCAUUGCUAAUGAAGAUGAGUUAGACAACACCUACAAUGGAUCAGGGGAUGAGGACGGCCUGUCUGAAGAAGAUGAUGAAGUAGGCAAGCCUGCUAAGUAUGAAGACGUGAAGGAAUGUGGAAAACAUGUAGAUGGAACUCUAGUAAUGGAACUUAACAAAAUAAGUCUUAAAGAAAAUAUCUGUGAGGAAAAUUCACCUGUGGAUCUGUCCAUUUUCUUCUAUGAAUUUAGUACACUUAUCUUCACCAAAGGCAAAUCUCCUACGGUAGUGUGCAGCUUAUGCAAACGAGAGGGUCAUCUAAAGAAGGAUUGUCCAGAUGACUUCAAAAGAAUCCAGCUGGAACCCUUGCCACCGCUAACACCGAAGUUUUCAAAUAUCUUAGAUCAAGUUUGCAUCCAGUGUUACAAGGAUUUUUCUCCAACUAUUUUAGAAGAUCAGGCUCGUGAACAUAUUCGACAAAACCUAGGAAGUUUCGUAAGACAGGACUUUCCAGGAACUAAAUUGAGCUUGUUUGGCUCCUCCAAAAAUGGAUUUGGGUUCAAGCAGAGUGACCUUGACGUCUGUAUGACAAUUAACGGACUUGAAACUGCUGAGGGGUUGGACUGUGUAAGGACUAUUGAAGAAUUGGCAAGAGUGCUCAGAAAACAUUCAGGUUUGAGAAACAUCUUACCUAUUACAACAGCAAAGGUGCCAGUUGUGAAGUUCUUCCAUCUGAGAAGUGGUCUGGAAGUGGAUAUUAGUUUGUAUAACACAUUGGCCCUUCAUAACACAAGGCUUUUAUCUGCUUAUUCAGCCAUUGAUCCCAGAGUGAAAUAUUUGUGUUAUACCAUGAAAGUAUUUACAAAGAUGUGUGAUAUCGGUGAUGCAUCUAGAGGCAGCUUAUCAUCAUAUGCAUACACUCUUAUGGUGCUAUAUUUUCUCCAGCAGAGGAAUCCACCAGUCAUUCCUGUCCUUCAAGAGAUAUACAAAGGUGAAAAGAAACCUGAAAUAUUUGUUGAUGGCUGGAAUAUUUUCUUUUUUCAAAUAGAUGAACUGCCUGCCUAUUGGCCAGAAUAUGGAAAAAAUACAGAAUCUGUUGGGCAGCUGUGGCUGGGGUUUCUUCGUUUCUACACAGAGGAAUUUGAUUUUAAAGAACAUGUUAUUAGCAUCAGGAGAAAAAGUCUGCUUACAACUUUUAAGAAACAGUGGACCUCAAAAUAAGUUG
Molecule: messenger RNA, 2278 nt
Organism: Lemur catta (Ring-tailed lemur)
Lineage: Eukaryota; Metazoa; Chordata; Mammalia; Primates; Lemuridae
Product: terminal uridylyltransferase 7-like
Molecular function (GO): zinc ion binding; RNA uridylyltransferase activity; nucleic acid binding
Source: RefSeq, a predicted model, not a curated record